Messenger RNA from Antrostomus carolinensis (chuck-will's-widow), 1668 nucleotides. RefSeq names its product transcription factor MafG. Gene Ontology annotation, cellular component: nucleus. The transcript has 2 exons. The record is from RefSeq and is a predicted model, not a curated record. Lineage: Eukaryota; Metazoa; Chordata; Aves; Caprimulgiformes; Caprimulgidae. Gene Ontology annotation, biological process: regulation of transcription by RNA polymerase II; regulation of epidermal cell differentiation. Gene Ontology annotation, molecular function: DNA-binding transcription factor activity, RNA polymerase II-specific; RNA polymerase II cis-regulatory region sequence-specific DNA binding. Bases 29 to 517 code for a protein of 162 amino acids.
AGAACCUGACUGACAAGGCUGUCGUGUUAUGACGACCCCCAACAAAGGAAACAAGGCCUUGAAGGUGAAGCGGGAGCCAGGCGAGAAUGGGACCAGCUUGACAGAUGAGGAGCUGGUGACCAUGUCUGUGCGGGAGCUGAACCAGCAUCUACGGGGUCUGUCGAAGGAGGAGAUCAUCCAGCUGAAGCAGCGCCGGCGCACGCUGAAGAACCGGGGCUACGCGGCCAGCUGCAGAGUCAAGCGCGUUACCCAGAAGGAGGAACUGGAGAAGCAGAAGGCAGAGCUGCAGCAAGAAGUGGAGAAGCUGGCCUCCGAGAACGCCAGCAUGAAAAUGGAACUCGAUGCUCUCCGCUCCAAAUACGAGGCCCUCCAGAACUUCGCCAGAACCGUGGCCCGGAGCCCCGUGACCCCUGCGCGGGGACCUCUCACCUCCAGUAUGGGGCCCCUUGUCCCUGGCAAGGUUGCUACUACCAGUGUCAUCACAAUAGUGAAAUCCAAAACGGACGCCCGGUCUUAGUGAAGCGAGUGUUGCCUGAGCUUGUCUGUGCAGGGCAAUUAGGCACAAAACCAGCCUGGAAUCCCCAAAGCACAAACCCUCCCCACAUGGGUCCGGGUUCCUUCUACUUGGCCCAGGACUGGCCUGCUGAUCACUCCAGUUUUAUUUUGUUGUGUCCAGAUUGGUAUGAGCAGUGGUGAUGCGUCCCUUGUCCUGUGCAGACAGAGCCUCCCACCCAGCGGUCUGUGGCCCUUGGGUGCCCAUGGGACAGACUGCGAGAUCUUGGUUUUCUAGCCAAAGAAAGUCUGUGCGGCGUGGCCGAUGGCAGGGUGACGGAAGGGCUUGGGGAAGGUCCGGAGGGAGGCUUUCUUCCUGGGGGCUGGGAACCCUAAUUUUCAGUCAUGUCCAAAGGCUUUUAUUUCAUUACUCUUCCAGGUGGUGCAUCUCGAUGCCUGACUGCCAGGCACCUGAACCUGCUGCUUUUGUCUCGUUUGGUACCCAUAGUUGCAGUUGGGGUGUUCUGUGUAAUAGGUUUUUAUUCCUUUCUAGGUGUGCCUCUGUGCCCUAACAGUGGGUUUCCUUCCUUCCUUUCCGUUGCGUUAGCCGUGUAAACUAGCAGUGGUGGAAAGGAAGAUGCUGUCGUGCCCAGCUGCCGCUGCGCCAGCAAUGGGGAGGAGCUGGGACAGGGUCCCUGCAGGGGCCCAGCACCCCAGGGGAGGGAGGGAAGGUACCACGUUGACUGCAGGCCGGUUUUGUGCCUAAUGCGUUGCACUGAACAAGACCAAAAUCACUAGUUGUUCCCGUGUUUUGAGGGUAUCAAGUGUCUCUAGUGUGAUGGUUUACACAACCAGUUUAUGUGGUUAAAUAGCCCUUUUAUUUAAAGAGAGAAACAUCAUUUUAAGAGUUAUUAAAUUAUCUAAGUUUAAAAUUAAAAUCAGACAGAAGAGAGAGCGUAUUUAUAGUCAGCUUUUUUUAACUGAGAGGGCGAGAAUAUUUGACCAUAUGAAUGGGGAAAUAUUCUCGGAGACUUUGAUAGUUAAAAGUUAAUAAAUAAAUAAUUUUAAAGUUUCUCAUGAACCUCCCGCAAACUGUUUGUGGCUCUGAGGUUAGUUUUUAUAAAGAGUUAUCAGACUUUAUUUAUAAAACUUAGAAAAAGACAAAAAAAGAGGCAA